AAAUUCUAAAUCAAUAAAAUCUGAAUGGCCGAAUCCGCAAUGGGAGGCAAGAUCGAUUUGAGAUAGAAAGCAUCAGAGUUCAGAGCUGAAGCAAGUAAGCAUGGCUUCCUCCUCUUCUUCUCGAUCGGAUCAGGAUCAGGAGCGUCCAGGUUUAGGUUUAGGGUUAUGUGAAGGAGAAGAAGAGUACGGAUCAGAAUCGGGUUGGGUGGAAGCUCGAAGUUCAUGCGAUCAUCUGUGUUCCCUCUCCCCUGAUCUCAGCCAUAUUCCAGCCCCUCAGAAUACUCCCUGCUACGAGUGCCAACACCCGUCUGAAAACUGGUUGUGUCUAUCGUGUAAGGAGGUGCUGUGCAGCCGUUUUGUGAACAAACACAUGCUGUCCCACUCGCGGCGCACCAACCACUGUGUGGCACUCAGCUUCAGUGAUCUAUCAGUCUGGUGUUUCUCCUGUGACGCUUACUUGGAUGCACAACUCAUCCCACAGCUACGCCCCGUUUAUCAACUUGCCUAUAUCUUGAAAUUUGGCCAACCUCCGCCACUUCCUCAACACAAUUAAUACUUCCUCAACUUUUUAAUUGUUCAUUAUUCUCAGUACUGUCUCUGCUUUUAAUUUUUUAGUUAUCUUUUGCCUCCACUUGGCGUAU
Messenger RNA from Arachis duranensis, 641 nucleotides. RefSeq lists its product as uncharacterized. NCBI's taxonomy places the organism in Eukaryota, Viridiplantae, Streptophyta, Magnoliopsida, Fabales, Fabaceae. The coding region runs from base 101 to 553 and encodes 150 amino acids. Gene Ontology annotation, molecular function: zinc ion binding. The record is from RefSeq and is a predicted model, not a curated record. The transcript has 3 exons.